GCCGCGCCGCGCCGGCGUCACGUGACUGACAGGCCCGCCCACGUAGCCAUCCCGCGGCUCCAGGUCACGUGGCCCCUCGUCUAGGGGCGGGGCCGGGGCCGGGGCGCGUGCGCGCGAAGAUGGCGGCGGCCGCCAACGAGCCGUGUGUAAGGAGCAGUAGAGAACUGUGGACAAUUCUGCUUGGAAGGUCAGCUCUAAGAGAACUGCAUCAAAUUGAAGCAGAACUGAAUAAACAUUGGCAGCGACUGUUAGAGGGACUUUCAUACUAUAAACCUCCCAGUCCAAAUUCAGCUGAAAAAGUAAAAGCUAAUAAAGACGUGGCUUCACCACUGAAGGAACUGGGUCUAAGAAUCAGCAAGUUUUUGAGCCUUGAUGAAGAACAGAGUGUGCAGUUGCUCCAGUAUUACCUUCAAGAAGAUUACCGAGGUACUCGGGACUCACUAAAGACGGUACUGCAAGAUGAGAGGCAGAGUCAGGCCUUAAUUCUGAAGAUUGCAGAUUAUUAUUAUGAAGAGAGAACUUGCAUUCUUCGCUGCGUGUUGCACCUUCUCACUUAUUUCCAAGAUGAAAGACACCCCUAUAGGGUUGAAUAUGCCGACUGUGUUGAUAAGUUGGAGAAGGAACUAGUUGUAAAAUAUAGACAGCAGUUUGAAGAGCUUUAUAAAACUGAAGCACCAACAUGGGAGACACACGGAAACCUCAUGACUGAACGCCAAGUGUCUCGCUGGUUUGUUCAGUGCCUUCGGGAACAGUCCAUGCUUCUAGAGAUCAUCUUUCUUUAUUAUGCAUACUUUGAGAUGGCACCUAAUGAUCUGUUGGUAUUAACCAAAAUGUUUAAAGAACAAGGGUUUGGUAGUAGGCAAACCAACAGGCACCUAGUGGAUGAGACCAUGGAUCCCUUUGUAGAUCGGAUUGGCUACUUUAGUGCUCUUAUCCUGGUGGAAGGCAUGGACAUUGAAUCCUUGCAUAAGUUUGCUUUGGAUGACAGAAGAGAACUGCACCAAUUUUCCCAGGACGGGCUUAUUUGUCAGGAUAUGGACUGUUUGAUGUUGACCUUCGGGGACAUUCCACAUCAUGCAUCAGUACUUUUGGCUUGGGCUCUGCUACGUCACACGCUGAAUCCAGAAGAGACAGGCAGUGUUGUCCGGAAGAUAGGUGGCACAGCUAUCCAGCUGAAUGUAUUUCAGUACUUGACUCGGUUGCUUCGCUCACUGGCAAGUGGAGGAAAUGAUUGUACCACCAGCACGGCAUGCAUGUGCAUCUACGGUCUCCUUUCUUUUGUCCUGACCUCACUGGAGCUGCACACAUUGGGCAAUCAGCAGGAUGUUAUUGACACAGCAUGUGAAGUCCUGGCAGACCCUUCUCUUCCAGAACUAUUCUGGGGAACAGAGCCAACCUCUGGUCUUGGGAUCAUUCUAGAUAGUGUGUGUGGAAUGUUUCCCCAUCUCCUCUCCCCACUCUUGCAAUUGCUACGAGCCCUUGUAUCAGGGAAAUCUACUGCCAAAAAGGUAUAUACUUUCUUGGAUAAAAUGUCUUUCUACAAUGAACUUUAUAAGCACAAACCCCAUGAUGUGAUUUCCCAUGAAGAUGGAACUCUCUGGCGGAGGCAAACGCCCAAACUUCUUUAUCCUCUUGGGGGUCAGACCAACCUUCGCAUACCUCAAGGCAUCGUGGGCCAAGUAAUGCUAGAUGAUCGGGCUUACCUUGUACGCUGGGAAUACUCCUAUAGCAGUUGGACUCUUUUUACCUGCGAGAUUGAAAUGCUGCUUCAUGUUGUUUCUACAGCAGAUGUGAUUCAGCACUGCCAACGAGUCAAACCCAUCAUUGAUUUGGUCUAUAAGGUCAUCAGUGUAGAUCUGUCCAUUGCAGACUGCCUCCUACCCAUCACAUCCCGCAUCUACAUGUUAUUACAGCGGUUAACAACAGUAAUCUCCCCCCCUGUGGAUGUCAUUGCUUCUUGUGUCAAUUGCUUGACUGUUUUGGCUGCUCGGAACCCAGCAAAGGUGUGGACUGAUCUGCACCACACAGGCUUUUUGCCAUUUGUGGCCCAUCAAGUCUCCAACAUGAGCCAGAUGCUUAGUGCUGAAGGGAUGAAUGCUGGAGGCUAUGGAAACCUCUUGAUGAACAGUGAACAGCCCCAGGGUGAAUAUGGGGUCACUAUUGCCUUUCUGCGCUUGAUCACCACUCUUGUUAAGGGGCAGCUUGGUAGUACCCAGAGCCAAGGUCUGGUGCCCUGUGUCAUGUUUGUGAUGAAGGAAAUGCUUCCCAGUUACCACAAGUGGCGCUACAACUCCCACGGUGUGAGAGAACAAAUUGGUUGCCUGAUUCUGGAACUGAUUCAUGCAAUACUGAACCUGUGCCAUGAGACAGAUAUGCACAGCAGUCACACCCCUAGCCUGCACUCUCUCUGCAUCUGCAGCCUGGCUUAUACAGAAGCAGGGCAGACAGUUGUCAACAUUAUGGGCAUUGGUGUGGAUACCAUCGACAUGGUGAUGGCAGCUCAGCCCCGCAGUGAUGGAGUAGAGGGCCAGGGGCAAGGCCAGCUGCUGAUUAAGACAGUGAAACUGGCAUUCUCCAUCACCAACAACGUUAUUCGGCUGAAACCUCCUUCUAAUGUGGUGUCUCCCCUGGAACAGGCUCUCACACAACAUGGUGCCCAUGGGAACAACCUCAUUGCUGUUCUUGCCAAAUACAUCUACCACAAACAUGACCCGGCAUUGCCGCGUCUUGCUAUCCAGCUACUAAAACGUCUGGCCACGGUGGCCCCCAUGUCAGUGUAUGCCUGCCUGGGCAAUGAUGCAGCAGCCAUUCGCGAUGCCUUCCUGACCCGACUGCGGAGCAAGAUUGAGGACAUGCGCAUCAAAGUCAUGAUUCUAGAAUUCCUCACAGUUGCAGUAGAGACUCAGCCAGGCCUCAUUGAACUAUUUCUGAAUCUGGAGGUGAAGGAUGGCAGUGAUGGCUCCAAGGAAUUCAGCCUUGGAGUAUGGAGUUGUCUACAUGUAGUGCUGGAGCUGAUUGACUCCCAACAUCAAGAUCGCUACUGGUGCCCACCCCUACUUCACCGUGCAGCCAUUGCCUUCCUGCAUGCCUUGUGGCAGGAUCGUCGGGACAGUGCUAUGCUGGUCCUCAGAACCAAACCCAAGUUUUGGGAGAAUCUAACCAGUCCACUGUUUGGAACCCUUUCUCCUCCCUCAGAAACAUCAGAGCCCAGCAUCCUGGAAACCUGUGCCCUAAUCAUGAAGAUAAUAUGCUUGGAGAUAUACUAUGUAGUUAAGGGCUCAUUAGACCAGUCAUUAAAAGACACACUCAAGAAAUUUUCCAGUGAGAAACGCUUUGCCUACUGGUCAGGAUAUGUGAAGUCCUUGGCUAUUCACACUGCUGACACAGAGGGCAGCAGCUGUACCUCCUUGGUAGAGUAUCAGAUGCUGGUUUCCGCUUGGAGGAUGCUUCUCAUUAUCGCCACCAGUCAUGCGGAGAUACUGCACCUGACUGAGUCUACAGUACGUCGCCAGCUCUUUCUUGAUGUGCUCGAUGGAACCAAAGCGUUGCUCCUGGUACCGGCCUCUGUGAACUGCCUCCGUCUCGGCUCCAUGCUGUGCACUUUACUGCUGAUCCUCCUCCGGCAGUGGAAGAGAGAAUUGGGGUCUGUGGAUGAAAUUCUCAGACCCUUGACAGAUAUCCUGGAAGGAGUACUACAGGCAGACCAGAAACUCAUGGAGAAGACCAAGGCCAAAGUGUUCUCAGCAUUCAUCACUGUGUUGCAGAUGAAAGAGAUGAGAGUGAGUGACAUCCCUCAGUACUCACAGCUGGUACUGAACGUCUGUGAAACCCUCCAAGAAGAAGUGAUUGCACUCUUUGACCAAACCCGCCACAGUAUGGCAUCAGGCAGUGCCCCAGAGGACAAGGACAGCAUGGACACUGAUGACUGCUCACGGGCCCGACACAAGGACCAGCGCGAUGGGCAGGUGUGUGUGUUGGGCCUGCACCUGGCCAAGGAGCUGUGUGAGGUAGACGAGGAUGGCGAUUCGUGGCUACAGGUGACCCGAAGGCUCCCCAUCUUGCCAACACUCUUCACUACCCUGGAGGUGAGCCUUCGCCUGAAGCAGAAUCUACAUUUCACUGAAGCUUCAUUGCACCUGCUCCUCACCCUGGCUCGAACCCAGCAGGGAGCUACAGCAGUGGCUGGAGCUGGCAUCACCCAGAGCAUCUGCUUGCCGCUCCUCAGUGUGUAUCAGCUCAGCACCAAUGGCACAGUACAGACACCUAGCACCUCUCGGAAGUCCCUGGAUGCUCCGUCUUGGCCAGGGGUCUACCGCCUGUCCAUGUCUUUGAUGGAACGGCUCCUCAAAACUUUGCGCUACAAUUUCCUGACUGAGGCCCUAGAUUUUGUGGGGGUUCACCAGGAGCGGACUUUACAGUGUCUCAACGCGGUGAGGACAGUGCAGAGUCUGGCUUGCCUGGAGGAGGCAGACCACACUGUGGGCUUCAUAUUGCAGCUUUCCAACUUCAUGAAGGAGUGGCAUUUCCACCUGCCUCAGCUCAUGCGGGAUGUCCAGGUCAACUUGGGCUAUUUGUGCCAGGCCUGCACCUCCCUCCUACACAGCCGCAAGAUGCUGCAGCACUACCUACAGAACAAAAAUGGAGAUGGCAUCCCCUCAGCUGUCACCCCCCAAGUUCAGAGACCACCCGCAGCUGGCCCUCCUACCUCCUCUUCCAAGCAGCCCACUGUGGACACAGAGGCCUCAGAGCAGCGAGCCUUACACACAGUCCAGUACAGCCUGCUCAAGAUCCUCAGCAGGACCCUGGCAGCCCUGCGCCACUUCACUCCUGAUGUCUGCCAGAUCCUGCUGGACCAGUCCUUGGACCUUGCUGAAUACAACUUCCUCUUUGCCCUGAACUUUACCACUCCCACCUUUGACUCAGAAGUGGCACCUUCUUUUGGGACCCUUCUGGCCACGGUGAAUGUGGCCCUGAACAUGCUUGGAGAACUUGACAAGAAAAAGGAGCCUCUCACCCAAGCUGUGGGGCUUAGCACACAGGCGGAAGGAACCAAAACACUGAAGUCCCUCCUGAUGUUUACCAUGGAAAACUGCUUCUACCUGCUCAUCUCCCAGGCAAUGCGCUACCUUCGGGACUCAGCUGUGCACCCUCGGGACAAACAGAGGAUGAAGCAGGAGCUCAGCUCAGAACUGAGUACCCUGCUCUCCAGCCUCUCCCGUUACUUCCGACGGGGAGCCCCCAGCUCCCCCGCUGCCGGUGUCCUCCCCUCACCUCAGGGCAAGUCCACCUCUCUGUCCAAGGCCAGCCCUGAGAGUCAGGAGCCUCUGAUCCAGCUGGUGCAGGCCUUUGUCCGCCAUGUGCAGAGAUAGGACAGCAGCACGCCGCACACCUGCCGCUCUACCAACCUGCGCGCACCCUGGAGUGCUGCUGGCCCGCAGCCCCUCUGGGACUGACAGCAGCCAGGAUCCCACCACCUGCUCACUGGUGUUAUUUUUGUAAUAGAUCAAGAGGUCAACGGCAAGGGUGGGAACCCCUGUGUCUGCUGUGCUCCUGUUCUCAUGUUUAAAAUGUCCCAAAGAGGCAUACUCCUUUCCAGCAGCCCCUGCUGCACUUGGCCCUGACCCAGGAGCUGGGCAGGGGAACCAGCAUCACAUACAGUCUAAAAGAGGCUGUAACACGGGUUUGCAUAUAGGUUUUCCAUGUUCUGUUCUUGCAAUUUUUUGGUAAUACUGUGGUCUAUUUAUACAAAUAUUAAAGUACUGUUUAUAGA
This is a messenger RNA of Erinaceus europaeus (western European hedgehog), 5770 nucleotides long. It is a transcript of the gene NUP188, whose product is annotated as nucleoporin 188. Lineage: Eukaryota; Metazoa; Chordata; Mammalia; Eulipotyphla; Erinaceidae. Gene Ontology annotation, molecular function: structural constituent of nuclear pore. Gene Ontology annotation, biological process: protein import into nucleus; RNA export from nucleus. The record is from RefSeq and is a predicted model, not a curated record. Gene Ontology annotation, cellular component: nuclear pore inner ring. The transcript is spliced from 44 exons. Bases 120 to 5369 code for a protein of 1749 amino acids.